AUGAAUACUAACAUUCUACUCAUCUUCCUUUGCAUUUUCUUCUCUUCCACAUUUUCCGACGACGUCUCAACGACUUCAGACAACCCAUCAACGUCUUCUGAUUCCCCCACGGCAUCCACCGUCUCUCCAUGUGGAGCUCCCAAUCAAACACAAGAAAUCGUGGAAUUAUCAUUUAAUCCAAAUGAAAUAUUCUAUUUCAAUGCUCCAUUUGACAUACAAUUCAUGGAUUAUUUCCGGAUAAAUCAUGCUUUCUCUCAACGUGUCGCUUAUCGGAUUCAAUUAGAAAUGUCAAAGAAGUCGAGGAUUUUGGUUCCCAAGAAAAAUGGAAUACUGGAAAAGGAGGAGACGAAGAGGAAGGUGGUAAUCGGGUUUUCUGGUUUUAAGUUCGAUGAAAAAAAAUUUCGGAAUGAUUCUAUCACAAUUGAGUGGGUGAAUGUUCCAGAAGAUGCACUUCCCGGAGUGAAUGAGGAAUGUUUCAAAAUAUGGUUCGCAGAAGAUGUAACACCGAAAAAUCAUACGCUGGAGAUCAUAUAUAAUCCUUGA
Caenorhabditis remanei is the source of this 543-nucleotide messenger RNA. RefSeq lists its product as uncharacterized. The transcript is spliced from 2 exons. Lineage: Eukaryota; Metazoa; Nematoda; Chromadorea; Rhabditida; Rhabditidae. The record is from RefSeq and is a predicted model, not a curated record. The coding region runs from base 1 to 543 and encodes 180 amino acids.